This is a messenger RNA of Brachypodium distachyon (stiff brome), 1278 nucleotides long. Its product is annotated as F-box/LRR-repeat/kelch-repeat protein At2g27520-like. Bases 492 to 1184 code for a protein of 230 amino acids. Gene Ontology annotation, molecular function: protein binding. The record is from RefSeq and is a predicted model, not a curated record. The transcript has 2 exons. NCBI's taxonomy places the organism in Eukaryota, Viridiplantae, Streptophyta, Magnoliopsida, Poales, Poaceae.
CGUCUUCCCGCGGCUGGGCGGAGGAGCUUGCCGGAGCGGCGGCGCGGGGCGGAGGAUCCCACCGGAGCUCGCUCCCCUCACAGCCUCACUUCCCUCAGCGGCGGCGGCCGGCGGGAGAGCCGUCCGAGAACCCGCGAAAUUUUUCCCGUGAGGCGCUCGUGGUAGCUGCUGACUCAACCUGACUCCGCCAUGCGCUGCCAGCCGUGCGAUUGGAACGUACGGUGGAUUGAGGGGCGCAAGGCGCGCCGUGCCUUGGGUAUGGCAACUUGGCAAGGCACCGGAUCCCGAUCCUGGGGAGUGAUAGCACAGAGCAGUAGGGCACUAGGGCAUCAAGGCCCAAAGUUCCAGAAGCCGAAACCCUCGCAACCUCCCUGGACGCCGUUACUGCCGGCCCCUUCCCCUUCCGAUCUUCUCCUCCCCGGGCUCGUCGACGGCAACCGGACGGUCGCCUAGCCGGCAGAAGACUACCACCAACCGCCAGCGCUCUCGCGAUGGCUUCGUCGAAGCUGAUCCCCGCCUCCUCGAGCUCGGGCGAUCUCCCACCGGACGUGCUGUACGAGAUCCUGCUGCGCGUCCCCGCCAAGGACCUCUGCCGCCUCCGCGCCGUCUGCCAGGCGUGGCGCGCCCUCACCUCCAACCCGCUCUUCGCCGCGGCGCACAAGUCCUGCCACAAGGCCCUGCUCCUCGCCCUCGCCUACAACAAUAGCAAUGGCAACGGUGUUGAUAUCAUGGACUUGUCCGGCAAUGUCCUUAAGCGGAUUCCAAGCACUGAGCCUGAAAUUACUCCGGUGGAUAACUCUGGCAAUGCCGUUGUGCAUACCUCGGACACUGAGAAUGGCACCCGGGUGCUGCCCACCCAUCUUGACCUCGUCAUCUUCACUAGAGAGUUCAGUUCCGUGGGUCUCCGGGUACUUAACCCGGCCGCAGGGGCUACUCUCACCUUGCCAACGAGCUUGUCUGAGCAACUGGCGCGUAGGCCAAGGAUGCAACACUUCAGCGAAGUGGAGUCGCGUGCUUUUGGGCGAGUAUCCUCUACGGGAGAGUAUAAGGUGCUCCGCAUCACUAGACGUUAUUAUGAACGUGGUAGGCAGCUAUGCGAAGUUAUCACUGUUGAUGGCAUGAACCAUGGAAGUUGGAGAGUUAAGCAGAGCCCCCAUACCCUAUUGGUACUAGUAAAGAUAUGAGAUGUGUGGUCGUUGAUGGGGUGGUGUAUUUCUUGAUUGAUUUUCUCGCCUGUUUCUCUUAUUCGAGGGUGAUGUCUAUUGAACCAGGCAGCAU